Paramecium pentaurelia is the source of this 680-nucleotide messenger RNA. The record is from the annotation of a GenBank genome assembly. Lineage: Eukaryota; Ciliophora; Oligohymenophorea; Peniculida; Parameciidae.
AUGAGUUCUGGGGAAAGUGAUUCAGAAUAUUAAGAGUUUGUUACAAACUUUUAUGAUUUAGUUCAAGAUAUAAAUGAAUGUAAUGAUAAUCAAUAACAAUUUAGAUUAUGCUACUAAAUCCAAAGAAAAUAGAACUGCUAAAUUUCUAAAAUAAGCAAAAGCGCGAAGAAGUAUAAUAUUUUACUAUAUAAUAUAGAAGUAAAUCAAAUUACUUUUCGAAUGCCAGAAAAUCCAGAUCAAAAUGUUUCUGAAAUCAUUUCUUACAAUAAAAAUUAAGCAGAGAAAUUAGUAAAACCUAUGAGACAUCAAACAAAAAAUUUAGAAAAUUCCCAAGUAGAACCUUACAUUUUUAAUGUUCAUUUAAUACUUAGGUAAUUAUGAUUUUCUUAUCUAAGGGAUCUCAAAUUGAAAUAGCAAAUACUCAGAAAUGCUUAGAAAUAAGUAUAUUUGAAUUUGAUUGAAUAUCACAAAUAAAAGACAAAGAAAUCAAAACCUAGAAAUUGUUGCUUACAUAUGUAAACAACCUUAUUUAAUUUUUUAUAAUUAGAUAUUUAGCUGAGAAAAUAUAUUAAGAGAAAAUGAAAGAAGCAGCAACAUGUAAGAAAUUCCAAGAAGGCCCUAAAAUAGUUAUUCCUCUACUAAAGAAUCAAGCAUAAACUAGAAAAGGAAGUAUGGAAUGA